CUCAGCCGGGCGCAGGUGGCCGCCCUGGCCUUCCCCGGCGAGCUGCUGCUGCGCAUGCUGCGGAUGGUCAUCCUCCCGCUGGUGGUCUGCAGCCUGGUCUCUGGCGCCGCCAGCCUGGACACGCGGGCUCUGGGCAAGCUGGGGGGCAUCGCCAUCGCCUACUUCAUGGGCACCACCCUGGUGGCCUCCGCGCUGGCCGUAGCCUUGGCUUUCAUCAUCCGGCCGGGGGCUGGGGCCCAGGCGCUGAACACCAACGCCCUGGGGCUGGCCGACGCCCUGCCCACCAACAAGGAGACGGUGGACUCCUUCCUGGACCUCGCCAGAAACCUGUUUCCUUCCAACCUGGUUGUUGCAGCUUUUCGAACGUAUGCAACGGAUUAUAAGAUAAUAGUAAGAAACAUCUCUGUUGGAAAUGUUACGUUUGAGAAGAUCCCUAUUGGCACAGAGAUUGAAGGGAUGAAUAUUCUGGGACUGGUUUUGUUUGCUCUGGUUUUGGGAGUAGCUUUGAAAAAACUUGGCCCAGAAGGAGAGGAACUGAUUCGUUUCUUUAACUCAUUCAAUGAGGCAACUAUGGUCUUGGUGUCUUGGAUUAUGUGCUCAGCUACUCUCCCAUCAAUGAUCAAGUGUAUUGAAGAAAACAAUGGAGUAGACAAGAGGAUCAGUAGGUUCAUCCUUCCAAUUGGGGCCACUGUGAACAUGGAUGGAGCCGCUAUAUUCCAGUGCGUGGCAGCUGUGUUUAUUGCUCAGCUGAAUAAUGUUGACCUCAAUGCUGGACAGAUCUUUACUAUUCUUGUGACUGCCACUGCAGCCAGCGUUGGAGCGGCUGGAGUCCCAGCUGGAGGAGUUCUGACCAUUGCUAUUAUCCUGGAGGCCAUUGGACUUCCCACCAACGAUCUAUCCUUGAUAUUAGCAGUGGACUGGAUUGUGGACCGAACCACCACUGUUGUGAACGUUGAAGGAGAUGCCCUGGGAGCAGGUAUCCUCCAUUAUCUGAAUCAAAAAGAAAAGACGGCGAAAGAGGAGGAGCUAGAUGAAGUCAAUGUAGAAGCAAUUCCCAACUGCAAAUCUGAAGAGGAAACAUCGCCUCUGGUAACACACAGGAACCAAGUCCCCACCCCAGCCAGCACUGCGGAGCCAGAGUCAAAAGAAUCAGUACUGUGAACUCGGGGAAAACUUGCAAAGAGGUGGACUGCUGCCUUGUUAACAUGCUAGACCAUUUGCACUGCAGUUAGGAACUGGCUAUGUGUUCACCUUUUGAGUUUCAGUGGCAAUGAUUUGAAGCUACAGACUUGUUAGGCGUGUGGCUGUCUGUCUCUCCCUGGAGAGAGUGAUCACUUUAUAAUGAUGUUAUGAUGUUUCCUACAACACAGGUAUGUGUGUGGUGUGUGUACAUGCAUACAUGUGUAUGACAACAGUACCAAUAAGGAUUCUUUUUUGGGGUUAAAAAGAUAUUUAUUAGUAAAAGUCCAUGGGGAGGGGAAAAGAGGCUAAACCAAGAGGACAUACUGGUUGUAGAUGGAAUUUGCACCACAAACAGGUCUGAGAACUAGGGAAUCCUGAAUGGCAGGGUAAUGUAAUGCAGGAGCCAGUACUUUCUCAGAAACACCUAUUUAAUAGUAUCUAAUGGGAAAAUAGAAAGUGCAUUUCUAACAGACACACCCCAUUGUCCUUUGUGCACACGUUACAGCAAAUAAAUGCUGAAGACCAGUCAUUUUAAAAUCCAAAUUAAUAGCUCAGGGGAAUCUGAUCUUCAUUCUAUUGCCAAGCAACUUUAUCAAAACAUCCCCAGGAAGCAGACAUUGUGGCAGCGUUCGCUCUCUAUUCUCCUAGCUUUUGGUGAUAGAAAUGAGCCCCGCAACUUUAAACUCUAACAUAACAAAGAUUGGAUGCAGACAAAAGAUCUGCUUUCCUCUGUAUUUAAAACUGACAAACCAAUUUUAAGCCAGUUUUGGCAAAGUAAUUACACUUGGGCUGAGAACUUCUAUAGCAAGUUAUAGAAUAACUGCGUCUACAAGAGAAUUGUCUAUAACAACCCUGAGUAACAAAGAAUUCAGCUCUACGCACCUAAGCACACACAUGCCCCUGCUGUCACUAGAAUCUGUUCCUGUUUCUUUAAUGGCUCAAGUCAGACAUAUUAGGACACGUCCUUUUCCAAGCUACAUUUCUCAGACGAGAAAGGAAUAUAAAAACUCAAAAUGUUGAAACUGAUGAAAAAUCCAAAGCAUUAUCCCCCAGCUGUCCAGAGUAGGGACUACUGAUGGCAUGAGAGGGGAAGGCAUGUGGAAUCCAGUGAUUGCUGGUAAUCAUCCUAGCUCUUGGCAUGGCUGUGCCUGCCCUUCUUUGCAUGCUUCCCUGGUGUCCCUGACCCUUUGAGCAGCAUAGCCAGCUUGACAGAGGUACCGCUGUUGGACCCCUUGUCUGCAGCAGUUCAUUCUCAUCGUGUCUGUUCUUACCACAGGAGGUGGAAGAAGCCAUAGGCCAGGACUUAAUGGGGCAAAUUUUAAUCCUACAGGGUCUUCUGCCUGAAAUUGAACCAGCUGCUCCCUGACUUCUACACUGCCCCCACAGGGCCAGAGCCACAGCUCAUUGGAAUCAGUGACCAGACUGCCACUGAGACAGGGCCUCAGAAUGAACACUGUUUAAAGGGUGAGGCUUCCCUUUCCUCACAAGUCAGUGCUAUGCAUGGUCCCGGCUCCUCUCUGUGUGAGCCUCCCAGGCGUGGUUAGCAUCAUUAUUGCUUGUGGAACAGAGGGGAGCAGUUGCGCUAUUGUUGGCUUGUCUCAGCAAUGAACAUUUACCCUAGGUAAAAAGCAGCAAUUCUCUCCCUUAGUCUUCCUUUACAAACUGCUACACAAGGUGUACACAGGGAUCACAGCCCACACCAAUGAAACGCAGCCACCUGUGAGGUGAAAUGAAUUGUGCACAGCAAUGCUACACACAUGCUUAAGAUAGGAAGCGACGAAUGAGUCAGUCAGCUCUGAAACUGCACAUAGAAUUUAUUCUUUUGAUUUAAACCCAUGUUCAUAAAAAAAGAGCCCACGACACUCCUUGACUUGUUUUAAAAAUAUAGUGGUAUAAAGAAACUCCUUGCGGGACUCCCCUUUGCCCAAUAAUUAACAUGCUCACCACCCAGCUCCUGACAGUAAUGUCACAAUCUUACAAUCCCCCGUAAGAUUCCUCCCAGUUCCUCUCAGCUCGGGAACACAAAAGAGGCCUUACCACCUGUCCUGAAGGUCAACGCACUAGGGAUAUUUUGGACCAACGUGGGGUAUGACUCUUAGAUUGGCGGGCCCCUGGCAGAAUACCCUGCCCCCUCUCUCUGGAGUGCCAACCCAGUUGUCCCUAUUCCACAGUCCCAACUGUGGCAGCAUAGCGUGUUCAUUAGGUCCCAGGCCAUUGAGCGCCUUAUAGGUCAAAGCGCAUAGUUCAGAUUCUACACGGUACCUGAUAGGUUGCCAGGGCUGAUCCAAAAGCAGGGGUGCCGUGCUCCCCACAGGAUGUACCCUGUAACAAACAAGCUGUGGAAUUCUGCACUAGCUUCAGUUUCUGGAUAGAUUUUAGAUGGAGCCUCAUGUAAAGCACAUUGCAUUAGUUACGUUUAGGGAGCUAGGCUAAUUACUGGGGCUGGAAUUUAACCAAGGCCAACACUCCUGCUUGUGCAAAAAAGUGCUGGAGAAUUUGUAUGGACCAUAAGAUUGUUCAGGACCAUUCUUCUUAAUGUUCAAGAAACCUGGAAUCUUGCAGGUAGCAAAACUAUUUUAAGCUUGUACAAUGAGCCAGUCCUUUCAUUAUCCUAAUGUAGCAAGAGACAUCCAAGAGAUUCCCUGGAAAAUCACUUUCUCAGUGCCAAACUACAUAUUUCUUUUGAUAAUCCUUGUCAUAAGUAAUAUUUCUCAUUGUCUGCUCUUACACAUGAUGUUACUUGCCUUAAACACUGUGCAGUCCUAUAUGACGGCUUUGUCAUUUCGACUUGGGUGUUCCUUUUGUUUGUACUCUUUGAGGUGCAUGUACAAUGCAAAAUUGUAAUGGAUCCAAGGUUAUAGUAUCUUUAAUGCAAAUGAGAUUGUACAUUUUAGCAUCUGUCCUUCUUGUAACGCGGGGCCUGAUCCAAAAUGCAAUUAAGUUGAUGAGAAACUUUCUGUUCACUUUACUUGACAUUAAAUCGGGUCCUUAAAAUAACAUCAUUCCAAAAAAAAUUCUAUAAAAGGUCCUUGAAGCAUCUUGUUCCUGUGUAGGACUGGCCUGGUAUUCGGCUAUUGUACUUAUGAUGCACCAGACCAUAUCACACAAAGAACACCGUAUUUCAGAGCACUUUACAGAAGCUGUGGCAAAGGGACUGCAUGCUGGCAGACGAAGCAGCUGUUGUGUGCUCAGCAGCCAGGCCAGUAAAGCCAAUCACAUCUGUAUUGCUGCCAGCACAGAUCACCAGGAUUUCUUUGUAAUAUUGAUACGGUCUGUAAACAAUUCCAAUUCCUUUGCAUUAAUGUGUAUAACUGAGUUGUACAAUUUCACUGGUCCCUUCCUCGAUUUGUCUCCAGGCUGAAAACAUGCUGAGUCAAUUGA
Messenger RNA from Chelonoidis abingdonii (Abingdon island giant tortoise), 4563 nucleotides. The record is from RefSeq and is a predicted model, not a curated record. Lineage: Eukaryota; Metazoa; Chordata; Testudines; Testudinidae.